Molecule: messenger RNA, 2252 nt
Organism: Anopheles coluzzii
Lineage: Eukaryota; Metazoa; Arthropoda; Insecta; Diptera; Culicidae
Product: cuticle protein-like
Exons: 2
Coding region: 144-734 (196 amino acids)
Source: RefSeq, a predicted model, not a curated record
CGCCCCUCUCACAUCCUGUUGUUGCGGAUUUUCGCACACCGCCAAUCCGUAUAAAAGCUCUAUCAGCUGAUCACAACGACAUCACUCAGCGAUCAGUAGUCUUCAGCAAAGCACAUCCUCCUACUGCAAUCAUCUCUCCAACCAUGGCUUCCAAAUUCGUUCUGAUCGUCGUUUCUCUGGCUUGCGUCAGCGCUGGAUACAUCCCGAGCGACCACUCCCAUCUGUCCUACGGUGUGGCCCCGGCUGUGAGCUACUCCAACGUCAUCAAGAACGUUGCCCCAGUGCCAGUGCUGAGCAAGACCAUCCUUCCGGAGCCCCAGCUGUACCACGGAUACGCCCAGACUGCCCCGUCGGUUGUGGUCAGCAAGCCUCUGGCUCUUACCAACCCUCUGCCCGUGUCCUAUGCUGCCCCUCACUCUCUGUACCAGGCUCCGGCUCUCGAGUACACGAAGCCUCUGUCUUAUGGCCCAUAUGCCAAGACUGUGAUCGCUGCUGAGCCAACCUACGCCAAGACUGUGAUCACUGCUGAGCCAACCUACGCCAAGACCAUCGUGUCGGAGCCCAUCUACACCAAGAACGUGUUCGCUGAGCCGAUCUACCCAGCCAAGACGCUGAUCGCUGAGCCGGUGUACGGCAAGAGCAUUCUCGCUCAGCCAGCUCCGAUCUACGGUGGAAAGGUUCUGUCCUAUGGCCCGCAGUUCGCCUACGGAGGCUAUGGUGCCCAUGGCUGGUAAAUGUUUUGACUGUGAUAAUGUAUGGGUUAAAUGCAGCCUUAGAAAUGUUUGUGAUAUGUGCAAGAAUAAACGUUUAUUUAUGAAAUCUUAUGCUUUGUUUUAGAUUUGUUUCACUCUAGAAAAAAGGGGAGUAAUAUUAUGAUUUAUCGACUCUGUUACUGCAAUUUUUAUUCUACUAGUUAAUAAGGCUCGGUUACAAGAUUAUGCAAGAUAAUUUCUGGAGUAAUAUUAGGAUACAGGAUACCUACAGUUAUUAUUAGAAUGCGUGCAACAAAUUUCUUAAAACACAACGCAAGUGCCAUGUGAUUUUUAAUUUCAAUGGACACAUUAAGAGAAACCGAAUCAUAACCCAUACUGAUCCUGAGAACCCAUGUCUGUUCUGAACCUUAACCAAAUGAACGUACUCUGGCCCUGGAAUUGAUCCUGAUACCAUACCGUUCGUGGAAUUGAUCCCGAUCCCAUAACGGGUGUGGAAUUGAUCUUGACCCUAUACCCGUCCUGGCACUGCUCCCAAAGCCGUACCGGCUCUGGAAUUGACUAUCAACCCAGAACUUCCACUGAACCCAUUCUGGUCCUAUUACUGGUACUGGACCCAUUCAAAUAUUGUAGCAUAUACCUACCGCUACUGGGACUGAUCCCAGACAAAUACCAGUCCUUGAACUGUUUACAGGGUUUUCCAAGUCACUCAAAUGUAAACAUUGUUAUUCACCGCGUGCAAUAUGUUAUUCCACAACAAUUAGACUUGUCAUUUCCAUCAUAAUCAUUUUUAAUUUCAUCAGCAUGACUUUCAACACGCCUCAAGCUGGAUUGAGUUUAACAGUUCUUUGUUGUGUGUUGAAAAUCAUGUGUUGAAAAUGAAAUUUUAUUUUGAAGCAAAUAAACCAUAUCACAGUUGUUGAAAAACAUCUUGGAUGCAGUGAAUAAUUAUGUGCACAUUCUUAAGUGACUUAGUUUCAGAAGCAGUCUCAGUCAAGGAACUAUCCAGUCUAGUGGUUUCGCAAGUACCAUCGUCUUGAGCAAAGAUUGACUAUUCGGCUGCGUGGUAUUUUAAAAAGUCUCGAAAGCUUGUAUAGUCCAUCAUGGUAUAUUACAUCUAAAAGAAAAUUAUUUGCUGCUGAAUUUUUUUUUAUAGAAAUGUUGCCGCGAUAUUUUUAUACAUCCGGACCUAGAGUGGUGGCCACCUAAAGUAAGACACAUAUUUUCUGGCAUUAAGGCUUCCUCGACAGUUCCUUAAACUACUUAUUGGAAAACUUGCCACUCACGUCGUAUAUGACAUUCUUAUGAGCCGUAGAGCAAUGCUUGGGGCAAUAAUUAGGCCGAUAUAUGGAAAAAUUGCUAAAAAUUACGCAUAAAUGUAUAUACUGUCUGAAAUCGCCAGUUUAACUUCAAUUGACUGUCAUCUAUUGAAUAUGUGCUUUUUAUUUGACACGUUUUUUCAUACAAUUUUUAACAGGUCAUGAGAUUUUUAUCAAUUUUUGAAAAAUCGUUUAUCUAUACAAAUGCACGCUUUUUACUGCC